GGUAUUUUAAGCCUGAAAAUAAUUCCAGAGUUAACUUUGAAUGUCCUAAUAUUGGCCAAACAUAUAAUGUAGAUUUUUUUUUUUAAAUAUUGAAUGUGUUUGGUCUGUCCUUGGACUCCUUGUUCGGCACAAUAGCUGGAUAAGUCUAACCCCGUGCCAGAAAUACUCCUAUUCAUACGUUGUUUUAUGUACAUUUGGUAACCAUGUUGGUUGCUAUGGUCUUUUUGGUACAAGGGAAUAUCUAGAGAGGAAUGUGUGAAAUAUAAGGCGUAUGUUUCUAACUCCAAAACGAUGAUUUAAAAUAUAACCGAGUCAUUCGUGUAAUCUAAAAGUGUUUUAUUGUUUAUCAUUAUUACUAGAAUAAUUAUUUGAAACCUUGUUAUGCAACGCAUGAUCGCAAAGAAUGGACAAAGGGAUCAUUAGGACUACACUUCCCAGGAUACGUGGUGCAUGGUAUGUUUGUGAUGUCACAAUGAGUAUAUAUGGCUACACGCUGGCGUUCUUUAUUCUAUUGUUACAUUGUAACAAACCGGGGCAGAGGCGAGGAAAAGGAGGACGUCAAUCGGCUAAAAUUCUGUGACAUUUCUGUACCAAAUAAGGCGAGGGGGGAUAACGGUCAUUAUACUUGAAGAAAAACGACGUUGGGCCGAUUGAAACCGCCAUUGAAAAGAAAGAAUAAACGAAUACAGAUGUCAGCGGAUGCUCUUCCAAUGCAAGCAUUUAAAGGUUAAAACCUGGAAGAUAAGGCAUCCGGCAGUUAUCUCCCAUUUUUUACAACUUAGCAGAAAAGAAUGUCAAUAGCCUAAUAAAUGUUAAUUAAACUUGACGUCCUUCUUUCCCACCGUCUGCCCCGGCUAUACAGGAUUGCUACGUCAAAGUUAAAUGGAACAUACACUCCUGGAAGCGACCAUAAAAUACAUUUCCUUUAUGUAGUCCAAUAUCUACUUGAAGCCGGUGUAGCCUACAAAUGCAGAAAUAAGCAUUCAUACUGAACAAAUUAACAACAGUUUUACUUAAAAACAAUCGUUACCCUAUCGUUACAUCUCGAAAGAAAGAGGCUAAAACUGUCAGUAAAAAAUAUGAAAAAAUCUAAAUAGGGCGUUACAAGAUCCAUGAACAAUCCUCCGUGAAUAAAAGGAACGUUCAGCAGUUGAUCGGGAGAAGAGAGGAUCUUUUUUCUGCUUAAGACGCCAAGUUUCCAUGGAGGCAGUUUCAUCUCUCAGCCUCAAGCGAAGAUUCGAGGAGGUGGACAGUGGCUCUCCAUACUCUACGCCCAAGGACUCGGACGAUGACAUCUCCAGCAGUGACAGCGCUGACAGCUGUGAUAGCCUCAACCCCCCCUCCAGUACUGCACUCAUACCGACCUCCAUCCUAAGACGUCACAAGCCCUCUCCAGGCCGGAAGCGGGUGCGGUUUGAUGUGGUGACGGUGUACUACUUCCCCAGACGGCAGGGCUUCACCAGCGUGCCCAGCCAGGGAGGCAGUUCCCUGGGCAUGGCUCGCCACCACUGCUCCAUCCGCAGCUACACCCUGGGAGAGUUUGCCUGCGAGCAAGAGACCAGUCACCGCCACGCCCUGCGCCAACACCUCCGCCAGGAGAAGCUCAACGCUCGCAAGCUGACGCGUAAUGGUACGGUGGAGUUUGCCCAGGCUGACCUGCUGACCCUCGACAAUGUAUCAGACGAUGACCUUGACGUGGAGGGGGUGGAGGUGGAUGACUGCUUCUUCCUGCAGCCGCUGCCCACCAAGCGUCGCCGCGCUCUCCUCAGGGCUUCUGGUAACGCACGCAUAGAUGCCCGGGAGAAGGCUGAGCUACGAACCAUCAGGCUGUCCAGGGAGGAGUGUGGCUGUGACUGCCGCUUCUACUGUGACCCCCGCCACUGUGGCUGCAGCCAGGCUGGCAUCAAGUGCCAGGUGGACAGGAUGUCUUUCCCCUGUGGCUGCUCUCGGGAUGGCUGUAGGAACUCGGCGGGCCGCAUCGAAUUCAAUCCUCUGCGCGUGCGAACACACUACCUGCACACCAUCAUGAAGCUGGACCUGGAGAAGAGGAGGCUGCUGGGGCAGAGGUCGGGUGUUGGGGAGCAGUAUGAAGAGUCUGACCUGCUCUCCUCCCCCUCCUCCACCAGGCCUCCCUCCCCAGACCUUGACCUGUCAACAGGGGCCCAUGGCCUGGAGUUAGAGGCAGAGGAGAGAGCGGUCCAGGUGGUCCUAGAGGCUCAGGACCUCCUGACUGAGCAGGCCUGCCUGGAGCGGGAGAACGAGAUCGCCGUGCUCCACCUGCAAAGUGCCGAGGAGCAGGAGAGGAUUAGGGAGGAAGAGGAAGAGGAGGAGGCGCAUAGGGGCAGGGGGGGAGCAGGUAGCCUGGGGGAGCAGGCUCUGUGCCUCCUGCCUGGGGCCCUGCAGGGAGAGCUGUCUGGGGAGCCUGGGGUGGGGGUUGGGGUGGAGGGGGUACCUAUCUCCCUCCUCCAGGGCCCAUUCCUCACUGGGGCUACCCUGCUCUGCAUCACAGAGAACCAGGAGGGAAAUUGGGAGGGGGAAGGGGACAACCCCCGUGGUGGCCUCAAAGACCAGGCCUCCUCCCUGCUAUACUACCAGUUAGGUCCCAUGGAGAAUGAGCCGUUUGAGGAGUCUCAGCCUGUGGAGAAUGAGGAGGAGUGUGUAGAUAAAGAACCAGAGGGAGGAGAGGAGCAAGAGAGGGCAGAGCAUAGAGGUAUUACCUGCGGGCAGGAUGAGGGCGAGUUUUCGCCCCCGGUGGCUCUGUGCUCAGAGAAUGGCGUUGGGGCUGAGGAAGCUAAGGAGGUACUAUUCAGCCCCCAGCAGAGCUCCUCAGAAGGGCAGUGUCAGGAAGUGAUCUGCCUGGCCACAGGAGAUAUGUACCCACCACUGCCCCCUGAGGUUUAGUACUAGCACAUCUGCAGAUGUUUUGCACAAUAGCUUUAUUUUGAGCUGAAUAAAGCCUACACUACAUGAUUAGACAGUGUAGUUAUCAAAAUUGAGUAUGAUGUUACAGGUUAGAAUUCAUAAUAAUAACCAUCAUUACUACGAUAAUCGAUUUGAAAAAAAUGAGCAGUUCCAUUAAAAUAAAGUAAAGGAGGGAAAGUCAUCCUGAAAGCACACACAGAUCUUUUCCCUGCAGCAGUACUGUUGGUUCAGUUAUAUGUCAAUGAAAUGCUUGUAUUUUAACGGGGUGGAGAUCAUGGGACCUGUCCCAAAUGGCACCCUUUUCCCUUUUAUAGUGCACUAUUUUAGACCGGGUCCAUAGGGCUCUGUUCAAAAGUAGUGCACUAUGUAGGGAAUAUGGUGCCAUUUGGCAGCCAUGUUGGCCUUAACGAAAGAAAUUACAUGUUUGUGUGGGAGGUGUAAUUGAGUCAUUGAGAACUAAGUUGUGUUGUUUUUAGUUCCCGGCACCACAAAGAGACAAUGUGGUGGUGUGAUCAUUAACAUUGGCUCUGGGCCUUUUCAUUAAAAAAAUGUUUUUAACCUUUAUUUAACUAGGCAAGUCAGUUAAGAACAAAUUCUUAUUUACAAUGACGGCCUACCGGGGGAACAGAGAGUUAUCUGCCUGGGUCAGGGGCAGACCUUGUCAACUCUGGGAUUCGAUCUAGCAACCUUUUGCUAGGCUACCUGCCGCCCCUCAAGGGAGCAUUUCAGAAUCAUUCAGUGGAUUCGAGUGGCUUUAUUAAACAAGGGAAAGGGGGAUACCUAGUCAGUUGUACAACUGAAAGGAGGUGGGGUUAAGAAGAAUAUGUGCCCUUUUCUAUACUGUAGACCGAUAUAAUAAACAACAGUUGUGUUAAAAAAAGUGUGAGUAUUUAGUGAGCAUUGUAAACGUCACGCUAGUCUGGUACACUUCUAACAGCUGUUCAGCUGUAAGUUUUGAAGCCAAAUUAGGGCCACUGUUAGUAUCUAUUCCCCACCUCCCCCUCUGACUGAGAAUAGACCUAACAAUCCUGGAUAUACUUGUUUUUGGUGUACUGUAUAAGAGUUUGCAAUGGGCAAGGCAGAGCUGAAAGAGCUGCUUGUAUGAUCUAUAUGCACUUUGUGGUCAAUUAGCAUAGGCACAGGGUGAUAUGGGCCCCUUUCUGCAUUGGGGCAAAAUGGUAAAACAUUUGUUAAAAUCAGAAGGUUUGCACCGGCUUCUCUUUCUAAAUAGCGUCUCUCCGGGUAUACCUAUCUUAGACCUCUCACGCAAGCACAGUUUAUUUAUUAAAAGACAGUUGACCUAUAAUAGUAACCAUUACAAUGUUAUAAUGAUAUAUUACACUUCGUCUUUGUAAAAUUGUGAUGCUGUUGAUAUUGAGCGCAAGAAGUCUUUGUGAUCUCUGUUUUAUGCACGACUGAAAGAAACCUGUCUUUGUUUUUAGUUAGCAUGUCAGAUCAUUGUAGAGGUGGUCAGAGUCCAUAUGAAGAUGGGACAGAAUAGACCUCAUAUAAUGAGUCUGUAGGGGCAAAGUACUACACUGUAAAAACAAAUCGAGUUCUUUCAACUAAUUAUUAUUAUUAUUAAGUAACUGGUUCCACAGCUGUUUUUGUGUUUACUUUACUCUUUGUUCCAAGUGUUAUCUGAACCCCAAAAAAUUUAAUAUACAACAAAUUGUAUGUUAAAAGCACGCAGCGCUUUUAUCAUACAAUAUUUUAAAUUUACAUAUUUGACACAAGUUGAAAUACAUGAUUAUAUUGUGCAUGUUCAUUUAUACAGUAAUUAAUAUUCAACAUGGCCUCAGCUGGGAUUGAAAAUUACAACCUCUUGGUGUUUUGUUACACCUUGCAAUUCAAAGUAAAUCUCAGUUUGAAUCUAAAUGUACACUCAAUAAAAACAUGUAUUUAUCAUAGUGAUUAAGGAGUAGCAUUAAAACAGAGUAAUAUGCCUCACCAGCAUAAGACAACUAUACAGAAAAAACUAAAAUUGCUGAAAUAACUAAAUCAAAUCAAUGGUGAGAGAAUAGUCAGAUAAACUGAUAAUUGACAUAGAUAUGGUGGUGUAGCAGGGAGAUCGGAUUGUCAUGAACCAAGAGGUUGUGAGUUCAAAUCUCAGGUGAGGACAUAUUGAAUAAUUAUUUAUUUAUAAAUGAACAUGCAUAAUGUCAAAUAUGUACAUUGAAAACAUUGUAUGUGAAAAGCACUGUGUGUGUGUAACCAGUUGCACAAAUGUUUUUAGUUAACAUGCCCAAAUAACAAUUUAUAGUUGAAUGAACAUAUGAGAGUUGAACAAACACAUUUUAUAUUGACAGAAUUUUUUCUUUAAGUUUGGGCCAACAUUUUUUUUUAGUUCAGGUAACACUUGGACCAAAAAAGUUGAGUAAACAAAAAAACGGCUGUGGAACCAGUUACAGUUGAAGUCGGAAGUUUACAUACACUUAGAUUGGAGUCAUUAAAACUCGUUUUUCAACCACUCCACAAAUUUUUUGUAAACAAACUAUAGUUUUGGCAAGUCGGUUAGGACAUCUACUUUGUGCAUGACACAAGUCAUUUUUCCAACAAUUGUUUACAGACAGAUUAUUUCACUUAUAAUUCACUGUAUCACAGUUCCAGUGGGUCAGAAGUUUACAUACACUAAGUUGGCUGUGCCUUUAAACAGCUUGGAAAAUUGCAGAAAAUGAUGUCAUGGCUUUAGAAGCUUCUGAUAGGCUAAUUGACAUCAUUUGAGUCAAUUGGAUGUAUUUCAAGGCCUACCUUCAAACUCAGUGCCUCUUUGCUUAACAUCAUGGGAAAAUCAAAAGAAAUCAGCCAAGACCUCAAAAAAAAUAUUGUAGACCUCCACAAGUCUGGUUCGUCCUUGGGAGCCAUUUUCAAAUGCCUAAAGGGACCACGUUCAUCUGUACAAACAAUCGUACGCAAGUAUAAACACCAUGGGACCACGCAGCCGUCAUACCGCUCAGGAAGGAGACGUGUUCUGUCUCCUAGAGAUGAAGGUACUUUGGUGUGAAAGGUGCAAAUCAAUCACAGAACAACAGCAAUGGACCUUGUGAAGAUGCUGGAGGAAACAGGUACGAAAGUAUCUAUAUCCACAGUAAAACGAGUCCUAUAUCGACAUAACCUGAAAGGCCGCUCAGCAAGGAAGAAACCACUGCUCCAAAACCGCCAUAAAAAAGCCAGACUACGGUUUGCAACUGCAUAUGGGGACAAAGAUCGUACUUUUUGGAGAAAUGUCCUCUCGUCUGUUGAAACUAAAGUAGAACAGUUUGGCCAUAAUGAUCAUCGUUAUGUUUAAAGGAAAAAGGGGGGAGCUUGCAAGCCGAAGAACACCAUCCCAACCGUGAAGCACGGGGGUGGCAGCAUCAUGUUGUGGGGGUGCUUUGCUGCAGGAGGGACUGGUGCACCUCACAAUAUAGAUGGCGUCAUGAGGCAGGAAAAUGAUGUGGAUAUAUUGAAGCAACAUCUCAAGACAUCAGUCAGGAAGUUAAAGCUUGGUCGCAAAUGGGUUUUCCAAAUGGACAAUGACCCCAAGCAUACUUCCAAAGUUGUGGCAAAAUGGCUUAAGUACAACAAAGUCAAGGCAUUGGAGUGGCCAUCACAAAGCCCUGACCUCAAUCCUAUAGAACAUUUGUGGGCAGAACUGAAAAAGCGUGUGCGAGCAAGGAGACCUACAAACCUGACUCAGUUACACCAGCUCUGUCAGGAGGAAUGGGCUAAAAUUCACCCAAACUUAUUGGGGAAGCUUGUGGAAGGCUCCCCGAAAUGUUUGACCCAAGUUAAACAAUUUAAAGGCAAUGCUACCAAAUACUAAUUGAGUGUAUGUAAACUUCUGACCCACUGAGAAUGUGAUGAAAGAAAUAAAAGCUGAAAUAAAUAAUUCUCUCUACUAUUAUUCUGACAUUUCACAUUCUUAAAAAUAAACUGGUGAUCCUAACUGACCUAAGACAGGGAAUUUUUACUCUGAUUAAAUGUAAGGAAUUGUGAAAAACUGAGUUUAAAUGUAUUUGGCUAAGGUGUAUGUAAACUUCUUACUUCAACUGUACUUAGUAAUAAUUAGUUGAAACAACUAGAUCUUUUUUUUACAGAGUAGGAUUCUCUAUGAAACAGCUAGUAAAAAAAUAUAUAUUUUAGAGUCAAAAGAAAAGGAAAGCCUGAGGUGUUUGAAGUAUUAUUACAGAAUGAUGUAAAGAGGAUAUGACAACCCGAAUUGUAGAAGUUUUGUUGUGUGUAUGUGUGUUUGUUUGAGUGUGUUGGGGGCCUGGGAGUGGGGCAUGCAUAUGAGUAGUCAUAUUAUUUCUUAAAAGGUGCUGUUCUUAUAUGUUUACAAUAAUUUUAAAAAUCUUGCCAUUACACAAAAUAUUACUUUGAGGACUAAGUGUAUCUUGAUGGACAUUGAAUCAUGGACGUUUCUGAUUGAAAGUUUGAAAUCCACAGAAAAUGCAUUUUAAUCAACCAUUUCUGUGGUGAGGGAAGCAUUGUGUUAAGGCGUCUGAGAGAAUUAUGGAAUGACAUACUGUACAUGUUGUCAGUAUAUGUAAUUGCAAUCCUAAAACAUUCUUUUUAUUUUAAAUGUAUUUUUAUGCUGUCUGUUUGUACUGACCUGUGUGUGUGUGUGUGUGCCGACACAUUAUGCACAUUGUCUUCAUCCUUUCCUGAUGUUGUGCUCCUUUAACUGAUGAUCUAUUUGAAAGCUUGUUGCCAUCUUGCCCAGUGUAUCAUGUACACUCUUAGAAAAAUAGGUGCUCUCUAGAACCUGAAAGGGUUCUUCAGCUGUCCCAUAGGAGAACCCUUUGAAUAACCAUUUUUGGUUCCAUGUAGGGUCCUUUCCACAGAGGGUUCUACAUGGAACCAAAAAGUGUUCUCCUAUGGGGACAGCUGAAGAUCCCUUUGGAACCCUUUUUUUCUGUACAGUAUAUGGGCCUAACUAACACAGGAUGAGAUGCUGUGCAUAAGGGGUGUGAUAUUGUCUUAAUAAUAGAAUCAUACUUAAGAGUUGCACCAAAACAGUGGUUUCAAACCGGAUUCGUUGCUCUCAUCAUCCACCAAUUUCUAGAAAAUGUAAUUGGAGACUUCAGCUCUGAUUCAUUCUGAUGAGACUUGUAGUGAUCUUCUCAAUCAAAUAGAUGUAUUUUCCACCAUUGCUUACCUUAACACAGUUCUGGCCUUUAAGGAAUUGUUGAGUGAAACUGAAUAGUUGCCUAUUGUUGAGUCUUCAUCUUUGGCUUCCUAUGAAUGGAUUUAGGUAUGGGACCACUGCACUAAAUGAACUCCAACCCACUAUAAUGAUAUGAUUAUUAUGUUUGUAUGUGUCUGUGUGUGAGAGCAGAGGUACAGUAUGUAUGACUGAAAAGAUUGAUUGAGGUUUGGUUGGACUUCAUCUCAAAGCUGUGAUAAUUACUCUUAUGCUAACUGUUGCCUAAAGUGGACAAAACAUUUUAUACAAAAAAUGUAAAUUAAAAGACAUAAAAAAAAAAUAAUAAUAA
Salvelinus fontinalis (brook trout) is the source of this 8399-nucleotide messenger RNA. Its product is annotated as cysteine/serine-rich nuclear protein 2-like. The coding region runs from base 1201 to 2901 and encodes 566 amino acids. The record is from RefSeq and is a predicted model, not a curated record. Gene Ontology annotation, cellular component: nucleus. NCBI's taxonomy places the organism in Eukaryota, Metazoa, Chordata, Actinopteri, Salmoniformes, Salmonidae. Gene Ontology annotation, biological process: regulation of transcription by RNA polymerase II. The transcript is spliced from 5 exons. Gene Ontology annotation, molecular function: DNA-binding transcription factor activity, RNA polymerase II-specific; sequence-specific DNA binding.